GGCUCGUGUCUGGGCUGCUUUUUGUCUUUUACUUUUUAAGUUGUUUUUUUGUUGCAAGGAACUAUUCACUGAUAGAAUAACGGGCUCACGCCGGGAGAAGCUCUUAUGUGAACAAUAAAGGGUGUGGUGAAACACUUGAAGAGCACAUAUGACAGAACCUGUCUAACCGUACAGAGCAGAGACACACGGAGAGGCAGCAGCAGAACAACCCCAACAUGUCAGGCAUCGCAGCAAAGCUCCAGUACCACCGGGAGAAAGCGCAGGGAGUCGGGUCCAAAUCUCAGGCUGUAAAAUAUCUGAACCAAGACUUCGAGGAGCUGAGGAGAAGCUGUCUGGAAAGACGUCAGCUGUUUGAGGACAACUGCUUUGAGCCUCUGGUUACGUCCUUGGGCUACAAAGAGCUCGGACCAGGUUCUUACAAAGUUCGGGGAAUCACCUGGAAGAGACCCACUGAAUUGCACGCCAGUCCAAAAUUCAUCAGUGAAGAUGCCACCAGGACUGAUAUUUGUCAGGGGGCACUUGGCGACUGCUGGCUCCUGGCAGCUAUCGCCUCCCUGACUCUCAACAAGCAGGUUUUGUCUCGUGUCGUGCCUCACGACCAGAGCUUUGAGACGAACUAUGCUGGAAUCUUUCACUUUCAGUUCUGGCAGUUUGGUGACUGGGUGGAUGUGGUGGUUGAUGAUCGUCUGCCUACAAGGGAUGGAAAACUACUGUUCGUUCACUCGGAGGAGGGCUCAGAGUUUUGGAGUGCCUUGCUAGAGAAGGCCUAUGCCAAAGUGAACGGAUGCUACGAGGCUCUCUCUGGAGGCAGCACCACUGAGGGCUUUGAGGACUUCACCGGGGGGAUUGCUGAGCAGCAUGACCUCAGCAAACCGGAUCCAAAUCUCUUCAAUAUAAUUAGAAAAGCCCUGGAGAGAGGAUCUCUCAUGGGAUGCUCCAUUGAUAUCACCAGUGCAUCUGAUUCUGAGGCCAUUACUCGUAGCAAGCUGGUGAAAGGCCACGCUUAUUCCGUGACAGGAGCAGAUCAGGUGGAGUAUAGCAGAGACAUGGUGCAACUGAUCAGGGUCAGGAACCCAUGGGGUCAAGUGGAGUGGACCGGAGCCUGGAGCGACAAUUCAUCUGAAUGGAGAAACGUGAGUGAUGAUGUUCGGGAGAGGCUGACCAACUGCGUGGAGGAUGGGGAGUUCUGGAUGUCGUUUUCUGACUUCCUGCAUCAGUAUUCCCGCCUCGAGAUCUGCAACCUCACCCCAGAUGCUCUCACAGGAGAGGAAUACAAAAAGUGGGCUCAGACGGAGUUUGACGAGUCAUGGCGAAGGGGCGUGACCGCCGGAGGCUGCAGAAACUAUGCCAAUACCUUCUGGAUGAACCCUCAGUUCGUCAUAAAGCUGGAUGAUGUGGAUGAUGAUCCUGAUGAUGGGGAGGACGGCUGCACUUUCAUCGUGGGCUUGAUGCAGAAGAACAAACGUCGAAUGAGGAAAAUGGGGGAAGACAUGGAAACCAUCGGAUUUGCAAUUUAUGAUCUUCCUGAUGAGUUUUCUGGCCAAAGACAGGUGCACCUGAAGAAAAACUUCUUCCAGAGCCACGGUUCAGCAGCGCGCUCUGAAACCUUCAUCAACACACGGGAAGUGUCCAGCCGUCUCUGUCUCCCCCCCGGGGAGUAUGUCAUUGUGCCCUCCACCUUUGAGCCCGACAAGAAUGCAAACUUUUACAUGCGGGUUUUCUCGGAGAAAGAGACCGAUUUCCAAGCGAUUGAUGACCCUGUGCACUGCCAUGUUGAGCAGAUCAAUAUUGAUGAAGACGACAUCGAUGACAGAUUCAAAAACCUGUUUGCACAACUCGCUGGAAGUGAUGUGGAGAUUUCUGCAUUCGAAUUACAAAGAAUCCUCAACAGAGUGGUGACAAGAAGAAGUGACAUCAAAACUGACGGGUUUAGUCUUUCAACUUGCCGCAACAUGAUCGACCUGUUGGACAAAGAUGGAAGCGGGAAGCUGGGGCUGGUGGAAUUUAAGAUCCUGUGGACAAAGAUUGAGAAGUUUUUGGAUCUGUACAAAGCCAGAGACGCAGACAACAGUGAUUCUAUGAGCUCCACUGAGAUGCGCAUGGCUGUCGAAGACGCUGGUUUCUCCCUGAACAACACUCUGAAUCAGGUAAUCGUGGCUCGCUUCAGUGAUGCAGACCUCACCAUUGACUUUGACAGUUUCGUGUGCUGCCUGGUUCGCUUGGAGUCGCAAUUCAACACUUUCAAGACCAUGGACAAGGAUGAGGAUGGAUACAUAGAGUUGAACUUCAUGGAGUGGAUGAAUUUGGCGAUGCUGUAGAGAAGCUGAAGAAGCCACCAUUCGUCU
Molecule: messenger RNA, 2345 nt
Organism: Nematolebias whitei (Rio pearlfish)
Lineage: Eukaryota; Metazoa; Chordata; Actinopteri; Cyprinodontiformes; Rivulidae
Product: calpain-2 catalytic subunit
Exons: 21
Coding region: 216-2318 (700 amino acids)
Biological process (GO): proteolysis
Cellular component (GO): cytoplasm
Molecular function (GO): calcium ion binding; calcium-dependent cysteine-type endopeptidase activity
Source: RefSeq, a predicted model, not a curated record